Messenger RNA from Saxophila tyrrhenica, 804 nucleotides. RefSeq lists its product as uncharacterized. Bases 1 to 804 code for a protein of 267 amino acids. The transcript has 2 exons. The record is from RefSeq and is a predicted model, not a curated record. NCBI's taxonomy places the organism in Eukaryota, Fungi, Ascomycota, Dothideomycetes, Mycosphaerellales, Extremaceae.
AUGUCGGAAGUCGCCACCCUAGGUGACGUGCUCAAAACACUGGGCUGUCAUCCUAGCCUCGCUCAAUUCCCGUUCGACUUCAUCACGGAAUUUCCAUCAUACGAAGCCUACGCGCAUGCUUACAUCAGUGAGUUCAUAGCCAACACCAAUCACGCCCGGACCUGGUUCACAGCGAGAAAGAAUGCCCCAAUUCUGGUCAUCUGCGAAGAAGCCUUCGAUCAUGACGACUGGUGUUCUUACCCUGCUGUCGCUCGAUUCACGGGCGAGACUCUCGAGUCCUUGAAUAGAGCAGAAGGCACCAUUAUCCUGCAGUUCUGCUGUAACUGUGGCUCGUUGCAUGAGAACGGCGCUUGGAUUCUCAGCGAAAUCAUCUGCCAGGCUCUCACGAAUGAUCUCUGCGACUUCUCCGUCAUACACAUCCCUCGUCGAGCAGAUAGUGACAAGCCGUUCGAGUACAUGCAGCUGGAGGAGAUGUUGGAGCAAGUACUCUCUGCACUGCUCAAGCAAGCUCCUGUAGUCAUUGCAGUCGACUCAGUCCAUCGUUACGAGGCUCCGAAAGAAGCGAACGUGCACGUUUUCACAGCAUUGUCGAAGUUAAUCGAGCUUGCACAGACAAACCAGGAGAGGCACCCGCUCAAGGUUGUCAUCACGAGUGUGAAUGACCUCGGAUUCCUGCAGAAACCGGAGGGCAUUGCAAAGAUCGUGAGAGUUCCCGAAGAGGAGAGGCAGAAGGCUUGGGAGAUCGGUGAGCAACAUGCAAAUGAGAAGCAGUAUGCCUCUGAGGAUGAGGAGGAAGGUGAGUGA